UUUUACAACAAUGCUAAAAUCAUUUUAUUAACUUUACUUUCUUGCAGCAAACUAUUUCCAUUAUUGCUCGGUUGGUUGAAAGCAUUGGCACGUCAGAUCUAAAUCUACAGUUGCUACAAAGCAUUGAAAACAUGUUUUCGACAAUGGAGACUACAUUUACGUCCUUCCGUAUUGUCUCUCGUGGUAUUGACAUUUCCUGCACCGUUUUCAAUCCUGAUGGCCUCAACGAGGGUAGCUAUGUAGAGCUUUUGUCUGGGGCCACUGUGUUCCUGUCCCCAGAAAUAUUUAAAAAAAUCAAUAAGUCUUCUGGGGCUGUCAUUAAUGUACUAUCCAUGAUCUAUGCACCAACUAAUGGUAGCUUUAACCUCCCAUAUGACAGUUCUGAUGGCCUCUCUUAUUCUUUGGCCAGUUCCAUAUGGACCAUUGUGGCCAUAGUAAAUAAAAAGAGUGAGCACUCUCUGAAUAUUCAUAUGAACUUCACAUGUAACAACAUCACGUCUGAUGAGACUGCAGUAUGCGUGUUUUGGAAUUUAAAUACGAACAAAUGGUCAUCGGAGGGUUGUAAUACUACAGUUAUCAAUGGAAGUGCCUACUGUGCCUGUAAUCACCUGACCUCCUUCUCAGUCCUAAUGGCGGGCUAUAUACCAGAAGAAGAUCAGAACCUGGUGCUCUUGGAUACUCUCACGAAGAUUCUGCUUCCUGUCUCCAUAGGAUCUCUUCUGAAUUGCAUCGCCAUAGAAAUCUUUCUUCUUAAGCAAUCCAAGAGCUCUGUUGCUUUAUAUAGACAUAUUUGCAUUAUUCAUAUAGCUGUGUUUCUGUUAAUCAGCAAUGUCUCUUUCUUGGCGACCAGCCUCUUUGACAUGCCUUCACAUCGCUUUUUGUGCAAAAUACUCACCUUCGUUACUCAUUUUUCUUUGUUGGCCUUUUUUUCCUGGACAUUGGUGCAGGGCCUGUUUUUGGUGUGCCAGUUACUCUUCGUCUUCCAUCACUUUACCAAAAAAGAAUUUUUGCUCCUUUCUUCCAUACUUGGAUAUGGUAUUCCAUCUGCUAUAGCCGGGGGCACUUUUUUGGUGUUUUAUCCUCAUAAGUACCUGAUGAGCAAUGCCUGCUGGUUGGAUAACAUAUCUGGUGCCUUUCUGCUGUUCGCCAUCCCUGCCAUUGUAAUUAUGGGUGGAAAUAUUCUCGUCCUGGUGGUUGUGAUUGCAAAAAUUUUUAAGUCUUCAGUCUCUCAAGGAAAGAGUGAGGACGACGAGGUGGUUGAGAAGCUCAUGAAAGCUGUUUUGUUCUGCACACCACAAUUUGGAUUGACUUGGGCUCUUGGAAUCCCCUUAUACGUAUACCCAAAGACUAUUUUCUUGCACUACAUAUUUGCCUUGCUCAACCCUCUGCAGGGCUUUUUCCUUCUACUGUUUGGGUGUCUCCUGGAUAAAAAGUUCUACUUUACGUGUAAUUCCGUCCUUACUUGGGAAUGUCUUAGUCACAAGACCUAA
Molecule: messenger RNA, 1490 nt
Organism: Rana temporaria (common frog)
Lineage: Eukaryota; Metazoa; Chordata; Amphibia; Anura; Ranidae
Product: adhesion G-protein coupled receptor F1-like
Exons: 3
Coding region: 132-1490 (452 amino acids)
Biological process (GO): cell surface receptor signaling pathway; G protein-coupled receptor signaling pathway
Cellular component (GO): membrane
Molecular function (GO): G protein-coupled receptor activity
Source: RefSeq, a predicted model, not a curated record